AUGGUCGCGGACACCACCUACUACGACGCCCUUGGCGUCCCGCCGACGGCUACCGAGCUUGAGAUCAAGAAGGCGUACCGCAAGCUUGCGAUCGUCACACACCCCGACAAGAAUCCUGGCGAUGAGACCGCCCACGAGCGAUUCCAGGCGAUCGGCGAAGCGUACCAGAUUCUGAGCAAUGAAGAGCUCCGCAAGCGAUAUGACAAGUUUGGCAAGGAGGAGGCUUUGCCCAGCGGCGGCUUCGAGGACCCCUCUGAGUUCUUCAGCAUGAUCUUCGGUGGCGAGGCUUUUGUAGACCUUAUUGGAGAGAUUUCCCUCAUGAAAGACCUGACUGCAACUAUGGAUAUCACAAUGGAGCAGAUGGAGGAGGAGGAGCUGGCCCAGUCAGCCGAGGAGAAGCUCCACAUUCACGACGAGGAGGUGAAGGCUGCUGGUGGCGAACACACUCACAAGGGUAGCGAUCACGCCCCUCAGGCUCACGAUGAGAAGGCCACCGCAACCGAGUCCACUACCGCCGCCGCUGCGGCCGAGAAGGCCUCGGAGGCAGGUUCUGGCACCAGCACCCCGCGCCGGAACUGGGGCCAGCAGGCCUUGAUGGACAAGUCCGAAGAAGAGGCUCGUAUGGAGGCAGCUGGUCUGUCCCAGGAGGAGAAGGAGCUGCGAAAGAAGGAGAAGAAGAAGGGUCUGUCCAAGGAGCAGCAGGAGCGCCUCGCUGCAUUCGAAGAAGAGCGAAGAAAGGCCCGCGAGGAGCGAGUCAACACCCUUGCCAACAAGCUGGUGGAUCGCCUCAGUGUAUGGACCGAGACGGACAAGAACCGCGAUGUCACCCACGCCUUUGAGGAGAAGAUCCGCCUCGAGGUCGAGAACCUCAAGAUGGAGUCGUUCGGCCUGGAGAUCCUGCACGCCGUAGGAGCCACCUAUGUGCAGAAGGGUACUUCAUUCCUCAAGUCGCAGAAGUUCCUGGGUAUCUCCGGGUUCUUCUCCCGCCUCAAGGACAAGGGCACCUUGGCGAAGGAGACCUGGACCACCAUCUCCACUGCCAUCGAUGCACAAAUGACGAUGGAGGAGAUGGCCAAGCUGGAAGAGCGUGGUGGUGAGGACUGGACAGACGAGAAGAAGGCCGAGUAUGAGAAGAAGGUCACCGGCAAGAUAUUGGCCGCAGCCUGGCGAGGCAGCAAGUUCGAGAUCCAGAGCGUGUUGCGCGAGGUCUGCGACCAGAUUCUGGGCGACAAGAGCAUCCGCCUGGAGAAGCGCGUGGAGCGUGCUCACGCACUGGUCCUGGCCGGUAACAUCUACGCCAAGGCCGAGCGUGAUCCCGAAGAAGAGGGCGACUACAUGGCCUUUGAGCAGCUGAUGGCCGAGGCCAUGACCAAGAAGGGCAAGGACGAGAAGAAGAAAAAGAAGGAGAAGAAGCACGGCCACGAGGACGAGCCCGAGGGUGAGCACCCUGCCGUUUAA
Messenger RNA from Penicillium argentinense, 1458 nucleotides. Its product is annotated as DnaJ domain protein. Bases 1 to 1458 code for a protein of 485 amino acids. Lineage: Eukaryota; Fungi; Ascomycota; Eurotiomycetes; Eurotiales; Aspergillaceae. Gene Ontology annotation, biological process: protein import into peroxisome matrix. The transcript is spliced from 5 exons. Gene Ontology annotation, cellular component: cytosol. The record is from RefSeq and is a predicted model, not a curated record.